Messenger RNA from Phymastichus coffea, 3413 nucleotides. Its product is annotated as M-phase inducer phosphatase-like. The coding region runs from base 667 to 2565 and encodes 632 amino acids. The record is from RefSeq and is a predicted model, not a curated record. Gene Ontology annotation, biological process: positive regulation of G2/MI transition of meiotic cell cycle; positive regulation of G2/M transition of mitotic cell cycle; protein dephosphorylation. The transcript is spliced from 6 exons. Lineage: Eukaryota; Metazoa; Arthropoda; Insecta; Hymenoptera; Eulophidae. Gene Ontology annotation, cellular component: nucleus; cytoplasm. Gene Ontology annotation, molecular function: protein tyrosine phosphatase activity.
CAUUCUCGACUUUUCAGAAUCAAUUUUCCAGUGAAAAUCGAACUGUACGAUUGGCAAAAGUGAUUUUAAGCUCUUAUGUGUUUUCGUCCUUAUCACAGUGAUUACGUUUUGUUUCGUUUAUUUUUUCUCAAUCUUUUGAGAAUAUUUAUGACUGAGUGAUAUACAAGCAUACUUUUAUCGAAAUUAUUCAAUUAAACAUAACCUUUUCAAUUGAUAUUUACGGAUGAGUUAUAACGUCCCGCCAAAAAGUUUCGUAGAAAAACAAUUGUUGGUUUGUGGAAGAAAAGAAGCCUGUAGUCUGGUAUCACUUUAUAUAGCUUUGAUGUGGAAGUUGCAUCUGGCAACGAACAGGAUAGUUAUAUGACAUCAGGAAGAUCGAUUAUCUGCGAGACUGAAAUGUACAAAGUCGCAUGAUUUGUAUAUGAGAUAUUUGAAAUAUCGUAUUUUGCUGUUUAUAGUAAAGAAAGUGACUUUUAUCGAAGCUUCAAGUGGACGUUGAAGUAAGAACCGUGACGCUGACUUUACAGCACAUAAUACGAGUAAUUUAUUCAAUUAUUAAGUUACCUUAUUAAGCUAUCACAUAGUGUGCGCAUAGUGAUCAACUUUAAAAUAUAAUCAAGGCAUUAAAACGUUCUCUACGAAUAUUAGCGAACGCAAGCAGAUAAAAUGCCUUACCGAUUAAAUUUGAGCAACGGCAACGUACAGAAAUUGUCGAUGAUAAAGGAGAUGGAUAAUGAGACACCACGGGUAGAGCCAAAACCACCGCUCACGCCCAUCACGAGCAUCGCGCGAGAUCUCGACCGUUACAGCUUAUCGUCCAAUGAUACACCGGUCCGUGCUACGAACAGCUUCAUCGGCAAGCCUGAAGACACGCGUACCCGGGAUAAGGAGGAGAAGUCCAACGGGCUGUUCCGCAAUGCAUUCCAAAUUAGAGCAACACCGGAUAGCCCAUUGAAGAAGUCGAGCAGUAAAGCAAGACGACUCUUCAGCAUGGCAUCGUCUGACUCCAGCACGGAGAACUCGCCGAACUGCAUCGCGAGUAGCAGCCACAACGAGGGCGCCGCCAUGUUCAGCAGUCCCAUUACUGGACAAAACUCGACGCCCCACAAGGUAUGCGGCAUGAAAUCAGCGAAGGCGCGACUCCCGUUGGAGGAAUUCGACCCGAACAGCCAAGACAGCGGCUACGGAGGCUGCAACGGCUACUCGGAUGAGAAGCAGUCAACGUCGAACUUCCGCUUCGCCGAGCCAUUCGGAGUGGCACCACGUCGUCUGUCGCUCGAGUCUCGCAGCCCGAUGAAGUCGCCCGUGCGUUCGUCCCCGCAGCGCAAACGUUUCGCUCACCGCAACAAUCUCUUCCGUAGUCUAUCGUCUGGCUACGAAAGCACGGACGACGGCUUCAACGACCUAAUCGACAUGGAAAGCCUUGAGAACGAGAGCGCGCAAGCUCUGCCGAGCGGCUUGUCGAGCCUCAUCUCCGGCAGCAUCGUCUCCGAUAAGCCCGUAGAGUCGAUGGACGUGGCCACCACCCCCGAAGCUACAUCUCGAAAGUCCUUCAACUUUAGGCGCUCAAUGUUGCUGAAGAACGACGGCCUCCGCGACGAGGAGUCCACUCCGCCGAGCAUCUCCAAGGUGCGCUCCUGCCUGUUCCGAUCGCCCUCGGCUACCUCGUCUACCGCCAAGAUCCUCUACGACGAGAGCCCGAAGCGCAGCCGCGACGCUGGCUUCGACUGUGCGCCGGUACCGACGAUGACCAGGAAAUUCAAGCGACCCGACCCACCCGCCAGCCAAUCACCGAUGAUCGUCAAGCGCUCGAGGAAGAGUACCAGCUGCCAGAAUGUCAGCCUUGUCUCCAACUGCAAGGGAUCGUCUCCGCCGCCGCUGCUGAUGCGCAGCCUCUCCGAGACCGAGGCGCACGCUCACAUCAAGUCGGCCAUCAACCGCAGCACCACCGACUCCGAUCUGACCGGCGACUUCAGCAAGACUUGCGCGCUGCCGCUCGCCGAGGGCCAGCACGAGGAUCUCAAGUCCAUCAGCAGCGAGACCCUGUCUGGGCUCAUUCGUGGCCAAUUCAACGACCAGGUCAACGACUUUAAGAUCGUCGACUGCCGCUAUCCGUACGAGUACGACGCCGGCCACAUCGACGGCGCUGUCAAUCUCUACACCAAGGAAAUGAUCGAAGAGCAACUGCUCGACCCCCUCAAGCACGCGCCAGCGAUCGAACCGGAGACGCAGAAGCGCAGCAUUCUCGUGUUCCACUGCGAGUUCUCCUGGGAGCGUGGACCCAAGCUGUCUCGUUUUCUGCGCAACAUCGACCGACAGAGAAACAAGGAGCACUAUCCGGCGCUGCACUAUCCCGAGAUUUAUCUUCUGGACGGCGGCUACGAGAAGUUCUACAAGGACCAAAAGGAGCUUUGCUCGCCACAGGGUUACAGGCCAAUGCGAGAUCCUGAACACGAGGCCGACUUGAAACUUUUCAGAAGCAAGAGCAAGAGCUGGCAGCCCGAGAAGAUCAACAGAGCCAACGUCAUCACAGCCCGAGCAAACCUUAAGCGGCUGGGCUUCUGAACAGGUCCACUCGCGGUAUGUGUAUAUGUAUAUAGUGGACGCGAAUGACAAGAGCGGCUUUUGUUGAAUUUCGAUUCGUUUUUUUUAUUCGGUAAAUUCGACAAAACUCGCCGAGGGCUCUACGUGCAAAUGUAUAUAGCGAAUAUCGUUCGGGAAGCAGGCUUUACAAACGCUUUAAUCUACUGUUUUUUUUUUUUUAUUUUUUUUUUUUUUUAUUUUGUAGACGUACGUGUGCCUCGAGAACGAAUGAUACAAUCGAUUUGUAUGUCUGUGUGCGUGUAUGAUUACAUGUUAGAGUAGUUGUAACCGUAACCAGGUUAUUUAUGUACAAAGGCGCGCGCGAGGAAAGAAUGAGAGAUGUAGGACGAGGCGAGAUAAUAAAGCGAAAAGCGAAAAUAGUCAAUUUUUCUUUUUUAUUUGUAUUAUCGAUUCGCUGACUAGCUUCGUCUGUACCAAAUUAAAUUUAGGUGCCACGGUGAGAGAGAAAAUCAUGGUAAUGUCAAAACAUAAUUGUUCGUCUAUAUCAAAUUUUAUAUUAACCGAGACUGAUGAAUUGUAAAAAAACGUAUAUCUGUCAGUUGUAGGUGUGCGUGCACGUCUUUUUCUUUCGACAUUUGAAAAAGCAACGUUGCGGCGGCGAUGUUUCUCAUUUCUUCCUUGACGGAGUAAAUGUCUACAUGUAUUAUUACGAUAGGCGUAUAUAUUAUUGUUUAUUUUAUAAGUAUAUUAACUUUAAAUGAAAUUUGAUUUAUCGAUCAAAAAAUGAAAACGGGAAAAAAGGUUCAACUUAUCCUGUGAAUAUGUGCAAAUGAGAUUAUAUAUGUUGUACAAAGCUAGAGCGCGCAUUA